Molecule: messenger RNA, 914 nt
Organism: Paramecium tetraurelia
Lineage: Eukaryota; Ciliophora; Oligohymenophorea; Peniculida; Parameciidae
Exons: 5
Biological process (GO): nuclear-transcribed mRNA poly(A) tail shortening; regulation of DNA-templated transcription
Cellular component (GO): P-body; CCR4-NOT core complex
Source: RefSeq, a predicted model, not a curated record
AUGAUUUAAUAAUCUGCCAUCUCAUUUCAAGGUCGACAAACUUAAUUGAAAGAUCAAAUCAAUAUGCUUGAAUAGAGAGCAUAAGAAAUCAAUCAAGAUAUUAAGAAAAAAAGGAAAACUCCAGGAAGUCAGGACAGACAAAUCAAAUUAAAAACUCUUCAAAAUCAAAUUGAUAAAAUGAAAUAGUUGAGUGAAGAUCUGUAGCACUUAGUCAUUGAUGAAUAGAAAUGGUUAAAAUUGAUAGCACUCCUUGAAAUCAUGUACUCAAACUUGGAUAAUCCAGAUCAUGAAUAAGAAUUCAAUCAAUUAAUACCCCAAUUGUACUAAACUAAAAUUGUGCAAACUGCAUGGAAUGAUAGAAUCUUAUAAUCCAAUAGAUCAAUAAUUGAGCCUUUUGAUUAAAAAGCUGCAACUCAACAGGCUCAAUUGGUAGAUUAAAAUUCUGCUGCAUAUAAAAUCAAAAUGAUGGACUUCAGCUACAAUGAUAGGCCCUAGAAAAAUGAUUAUUAUUAGCCUCCAACUUUUAAGGAAAAAUUGAAUUUAAAUAGAUUGUUACCUAAAUACAAAAUGCUACCUCAUUCAGUAUUCAGUUAAUUAAGCUGCGAUACAUUGUUCUAUGUAUUCUAUUACCCCAAAGAACCAACUGAAUAAUUAAUGGCAGCAAGAGAAUUAAUUAAAAAUCAGUGGAUCUACAACACAAAACACGGAUUAUGGAUGAAGAAGGACAAGCAUUAUCAAUAUGAAAAUGAGAAAGUCAUCAAAGGACCUUUCAUAUAUUUUGACUGCGAGGCUAAAUGGCAACAGAAAAAAAAACCUGACUUUUAGUUUAAGAAAAAACACAUAUUACAAUACGAAUUAAUUUAGUGAGUUAUGAUUUGUCAUCUUAAGAAUAAACUAUUCAUUUCUAUUAAAAA